Gavialis gangeticus (Gharial) is the source of this 3649-nucleotide messenger RNA. It is a transcript of the gene LIMK2, whose product is annotated as LIM domain kinase 2. NCBI's taxonomy places the organism in Eukaryota, Metazoa, Chordata, Crocodylia, Gavialidae. The record is from RefSeq and is a predicted model, not a curated record. Gene Ontology annotation, biological process: actin cytoskeleton organization; protein phosphorylation. Gene Ontology annotation, molecular function: protein serine/threonine kinase activity; protein binding; ATP binding. Gene Ontology annotation, cellular component: cytoplasm; nucleus. The transcript is spliced from 15 exons. Bases 401 to 2266 code for a protein of 621 amino acids.
UUCUGUGAAGGGCUCCUCCUCCUCUCCCACCCUUGGGUGGGAGGAACCUGAGAAGGGAAAGCUCACUUGACAGCAGUUAGCUGGCAGCAGAGCUUGUGAGCACUCCAGCAACAGAAUGGCUCUCCAGCAAAGUUAAUAGUUAAAUUAUCCCUCCCAAGGGUGCGAUUGCUGCUGAAGUAGAGGAGAAGAUGGUUCCAGUCAUGGGAGCCAGGAAAGAUCUGAAGAGAAAUGGGCAGCUCAGGCCCCUGGCACUCCUUGGGCAGCUUCCAAGAGAGGUGAGGAGUCUGAAUCAGCACAAGGUGAAGUGAGUCCUUGCUCCUGCCAUGCUGCCUGAGUGGAGCUGCUCAGAGGUGGUCGGACAGGUUUGCGGCUGAGUCAGUCGGUUAUCCAGUGCUUGAAGAUGGGAAGUUACUUGUCUCUCCCAGCUUACUUUGCUCCCAAGGAUCCCUUUCGGUGCUCUGAAUGUCAAGACCCCCUCACUAACUGGUACUAUGAGAAGGAUGGGAAGCUGUAUUGUCACAAAGACUACUGGGGGAAAUUUGGGGAAUCCUGCCAUGGCUGCUCUCUGCUGAUGACUGGACCUGUAAUGGUAGCUGGAGAAUACAAGUACCAUCCAGAAUGCUUUGCUUGCAUGAGCUGCAAGGUGAUCAUUGAAGAUGGAGACACAUAUGCACUGGUGCAGCACUCCACUCUCUACUGUGGAAAGUGUCAUAACCAGAUUGUGUUGGCACCGAUGAUAGAGAAACACUCUACAGAAUCACUGCGUGAGCAGCUGCCAUACACACUGACCCUCAUCUCCAUGCCUGCAGCCACUGAUGGGAAGAGAGGAUUUUCAGUGUCUGUCGAAGGGGGUUGCUCCAGUUAUGCUGCCAGUGUCCAGGUGAAAGAAGUCAAUGGACUGCACAUUAGCCCAAAUGUCCGAAACGCCAUACAUCCUGGAGACCGGAUCCUGGAGAUCAAUGGGGCCCUCAUUCGCACAUUGCAAGUAGAGGAGGUAGAGGCCCUGAUCCGCAGGACAAGCCAGACACUGCAGCUGCUGAUCGAACACGACCCUGUCUCCCAGCGACUGGACAGACUGCGGCUGGACUCUCGGCUCCCAGUCCACAUCAAAACUCCCAUUUCGCCUCGUCCCAUUUCCCCUCUGGAUAUCAAGGAGAACCUGGAAGGAACACUGCGCCGGCGCUCCCUCAGGAGAAGCAACAGCAUUUCUAAGUCUCCUGGUCCCAGCUCCCCGAAGGAGCCCCUCAUUCUGAGUCGAGACAUCAGUCGCUCUGAAUCCCUGCGCUCCUCCUCCAGCUAUUCCCAACAGAUCUUCCGGCCUUGUGAUCUGAUCCAUGGUGAAGUACUGGGGAAAGGAUUCUUUGGACAAGCGAUUAAGGUGACUCACAAAGCAACAGGGAAAGUGAUGGUGAUGAAGGAGCUGAUUCGCUGUGAUGAAGAAACACAGAAGACUUUUUUGACGGAGGUGAAAGUGAUGCGCAGCCUGGAUCACCCCAACGUCCUGAAAUUCAUUGGCGUGCUGUACAAGGACAAGAAGUUGAACCUCCUCACCGAGUACAUUGAUGGCGGGACACUGAAAGACUUUCUCCGCAAUGCAGACCCAUUUCCCUGGCAGCAGAAGGUCAGCUUUGCCAAAGGAAUUGCCUCAGGAAUGGCCUACUUGCACUCUAUGUGCAUCAUUCACAGAGACCUGAACUCUCACAACUGCCUGAUCAAACUGGACAAGACCAUUGUGGUUGCUGACUUUGGUCUCUCUCGGCUGAUCGUGGAAGAGAGGAAGAAACCCACCUUGGAGAAGCCAUCAGCCAAGAAACGCACCCUGCGCAAGAGCGACAGGAAGAAGCGCUACACCGUGGUGGGGAAUCCGUACUGGAUGGCCCCAGAGAUGCUGAAUGGGCAGAGCUAUGAUGAGACGGUGGACAUUUUCUCCUUUGGGAUUGUUCUCUGUGAGAUCAUAGGGCAGGUGUAUGCUGACCCCGACUGCCUCCCUCGCACACUGGAUUUCGGCCUCAAUGUCAAGCUUUUUUGGGAGAAGUUUGUCCCUGCUGACUGCCCCCCAGCCUUCUUCCCGCUGGCUGCCAUUUGCUGCCGACUGGAGCCGGAGAGCAGGCCCCCAUUUUCAAAGCUGGAGGAUUCCUUUGAAGCCCUCUCACUGUACCUGGGGGAGCUGGGCAUCCCCCUCCCAUCUGAGCUGGAGGAGCUGGACCACAAUGUGAACGUGCAGUAUGGGCUGAGCCGUGACAAGCUGCCAGCAGACAGCACCUAGGCAACCUGUCCUGCUGUGGGUGCUACUUCCACUGGCCCCUGUGUGAGCAGCAGGUAGGGAGAGGCACUUCAGCUACUUCCAGGGCAUUCAAGGGCACCACGCCACAUGCUUGCUGCAUCGCCUCCCUUGUGACACCUGUGUGCUCUCUCUCCUCGGCCUCCGGGUUUGCAGCGGAUUGAUGACACGUCUUGGAAGUGUAAGGGACCAUGUCCUGCCAGCCGCACUGAGGAGGUUGCUCCACACACGCUCCAGGCCCCCCCAUCCUCAUUGCUGUGGUGCAUUGAACUUGACACUUGACUGUAAGCUGUGAAAUCAUCCUGGCCUCUCUGCCAGGAAGGGAGUUGCUGUAGGAAGCCUCCUUUGUUAGGAACUGCAUUUCUGGGCUAGCCCCUGGCAGGCCCCCACCCCGGACCACCCUGCGUGGGAGACCUGUUGAAUUCACUACAAUUGAGAGUGCAGCUCUGCCUGGCUGCCUUGCUUCCACCCAGUGUGCACUGGGGAUGCUCCAGAGCUGCCCCCAGGCUGGGAACUUGGCUCCUUGUGGAGAAGCUCCAGGAACUGGAGCACCUCUAUUGCAGUGGCCGCCUGUGGGUAACUCUAGUGUCUUUUCACACCCCCUGCAAAUACCUCAAAGAGCCAUUUGGAAACACUACAGCCAAGCUCUGCUCUGCCGCAGAAUGCGGCUGAAGCUAAGAUAGGGCCAGCAACAGGCCAUUAGUCUGAGCUGCUCAGGUGCCACCUUCCUCUGAAUCAGUCUGCACAACUACCUUUCAAGUCCCAACCCCUGUGAAAUGCACUACAACUGGGAGUGCAUUCAUUGUUACCCCCCCAGCACAGAGCAUGGCCCAGUGCUUCCAUCAGUUCCCCCAUGCCCUGACCAAGCAGGGUGCAGCCAGAACCCAGCUGAGCCAGUGCAGUUGAGGCUUUUGGGAAGGGGACAUGACCUCUUGCUUUAACUUCACCUUCCUAUAGAAGGAGCUCCUGCAGGUGCUGGCUGCAGAGACCAGCUCCAGUGCUGCUGCCCCCUUGACUUCUACCUGCUGCCUGUGCUGGGAGCGGGUGUCACUUGGAUCCCUGCAGGGGCUAGAACAUGGUGUGAAAUCCUGUGUGGAGCAGAUGUGGCUGCCAGCACUGAGCAUCUGGUUGUGCUCUAGAAACGGUGGGGCCUUCCCUGCGGCCUGUCGGGGGAGGCCUAUGGCUGGGUCCAGUGGGUUUUGGGCAUUCUGACAGAGCACUGUCCUCUGCUCCUCCCGCGCUGGACUGUGAGGGGGAGCUCAAAGGAGGGCAACUCGAGCGCGUUGUGAGUAGGAACAUGAACUGUGUGACUUCAACGGUUGUUCUUUGAUUAAAUUAAAAGCAAUAAAUGUACCCUGUGGAACCAUG